UUUAAAAAACCUGUCUAUUUACUCAAUGAACCGGUUACAAAGGUGGCACCACCCACUCUUAAAAACCCUCGUCUUUGGAGGUGACAGCUGUCACAGGACACAGACAGGUGAACCAGCGGAGGACGACGAUGGCCGCCGUCUCACCUCAGAACGUGGAGUUCGUACGAACUGGCUACGGCAAAAAUGCGGUGAAAGUGUUGGUGAUCCGGCGACAGGGGAAGCGUCACUCCGUCAUCGAGCUGAAGGCUGACGUCGAGCUCACGCUGAAAACACACAGAGCCUACCUGGACGGAGACAACUCGGAGGUCAUCCCCACCGACACCAUCAAGAACACCGUCCAUGCACUGGCCAAACUCAAAGGGGUGAAGAGCAUUGAGCAGUUUUCCCUGGACAUCUGCAAUCAUUUCCUGACCUCCUUCAACCACGUGCUGAAGGUGAAGGUCAACAUGGAGGAGGCUCCGUGGAGACGAUUAGAGAAGAAUGGGCUGGAACACGCACAUGCCUUUAUCUUCAGCCCAGAGGCGGAUCGCAUUUGUGAUGUUGAACAGAAUCUAGGAGGCCGCCCAGUAAUCCACAGUGGAGUGAAGAACAUGAAGGUGCUGAAAACCACACAGUCUGGUUUCGAAGGUUUUCUUCGUGACCGCUUUACUACGCUGCAGGAAACCAAGGACAGGUGUUUCUGCACUUCCAUCUAUUCCAGGUGGCGCUACAACAAGGUCCAGGAUGUCGACUUUGAUGCCGCCUGGAAGUGUGUGAGAGACACAAUCGUAGAAAAGUUUGCUGGGCCCUACGAUCGUGGAGAAUUCUCCCCAUCGGUGCAGAAGACUCUUUAUGAAUCACAGCUCCUGAUCCUGGAGCGAGUUCCUGAGGUGGAGGAGAUUGAGAUUGUUAUGCCCAACCAGCAUUACUUCACCAUUGACAUGACAAAAAUGGGUAUUGCCAACAAAGAUGAAGUACUACUUCCCCUGGACAGUCCGGCAGGAAACAUCACAGGCACCGUGCGAAGAAAACCGACGGCAAAGCUGUGAAGAAGUCAACAAAAUGUCCAGGCAGCAAUGCUGGCCUCACACUAACAUUAUUCUUUUUGAAUUAAAAAAAAUGGUUUGAAAACUUGAAAA
Cynoglossus semilaevis (tongue sole) is the source of this 1118-nucleotide messenger RNA. RefSeq names its product urate oxidase (gene uox). Bases 129 to 1028 code for a protein of 299 amino acids. Gene Ontology annotation, cellular component: peroxisome. Lineage: Eukaryota; Metazoa; Chordata; Actinopteri; Pleuronectiformes; Cynoglossidae. Gene Ontology annotation, biological process: purine nucleobase catabolic process; urate catabolic process. The transcript has 8 exons. The record is from RefSeq and is a predicted model, not a curated record. Gene Ontology annotation, molecular function: urate oxidase activity.